GGUGUCGCAUUCGGUAACACGAUGGCACCCCACCCUCCAACUUCACAUCCUCACCUUCCUUCUCCCCACCGACUAUCCCCAGUACCUUUGUAUCUCUAUCCCUCUAUUUGAAAUCCUGUUCCUGUGCGUGAAAGACCCAAGAUGAGCAGCCGUCCUAGCGCCAUCAAGCGCCGCCCUAGCACCGUCCGCAAUAUGGAGUGCUUCCAUUGGUACCCCGACAACUACAAGGUCGCGUAUCAGAACCAGCUCAACAUGACCCAGCUGCACCAGCUCCUGGCGGACGAGGAUCAGCGCGUCAUCUUCGUCUACGGCUGUCUCAAGCUUCCCACCGUCCUGCGCGCCUAUUGUGACCAACCGGACAGUCUGCAGUUUGCCCGUAGGAUGCAGCCGGCCCGGGCGGUGGGGUACAGGCUCUACGAGCGGACUCCCAACGGCGCCCCGUUCAUGGUGUUCACCGGACAGGAGCACGAUGUUGUCGAAGGCAUGGUCGUGUUCGCGAUUGACCACGAGGACGCCAUCACCAUGAUGCACGGUGAGAGCGGCGGGAUGGACGCUUGUCUGAUCGAAAUCGAGGCGGUCAUCGUUGAGGACGGCUCCGGCCUGGCCGAUCGCUGGGUCGAGGUGACCUACGCUCUGAAGGUGCACGCCCUGGUCUGGAACCGCAGUCUGGAGGGGAUGCACUGGAAGGGUGUCACCGAUUGGGCCGUCGACCUGUUUCUGCGCUCCGAGCAUUAUGACAAGUUCAGACGUCCCGGCGAGCUCGUGUCGGAGGAAACCAUCGACCCGGUGUUCCGCCUCUAAGCUCCAACUCUCGGCUCUAGCUUUUGAAUGUCGCUGGAUCAGGUACAACUUCAUUGGAUGCGUGCAUGACUACUGGUUUAAGAUCUGACUGCUUUCCCGUCAUCGGUCUGCGACCUUUCUUCGAGACAACUUCCACAUGUCCUAUCUGACAUUUCUACCUCCGGGUCUGCGACCUAUUCCUUAUUCCACAUUGCCACAGGUUGACUCUGCAUGGCGUUUGAUACUCAUUUACGCUACGAUGCGAUACGAUACGAUGACGAUUUGAUGCUCAUUCACGAUGUGAUGACGCUUACGAUGAUGAUAACGACAUUGGCACGAUCUGAUGACUGCUGGUUCUUAGCGACACCUGAUUUUUAUCUAUCACAUGACGUGACGGGGCAUCU
This is a messenger RNA of Aspergillus fijiensis CBS 313.89, 1184 nucleotides long. Its product is annotated as gamma-glutamylcyclotransferase family protein. The coding region runs from base 142 to 801 and encodes 219 amino acids. NCBI's taxonomy places the organism in Eukaryota, Fungi, Ascomycota, Eurotiomycetes, Eurotiales, Aspergillaceae. The transcript is spliced from 2 exons. The record is from RefSeq and is a predicted model, not a curated record.